Danaus plexippus (monarch butterfly) is the source of this 1795-nucleotide messenger RNA. RefSeq names its product sodium channel protein Nach-like. The record is from RefSeq and is a predicted model, not a curated record. NCBI's taxonomy places the organism in Eukaryota, Metazoa, Arthropoda, Insecta, Lepidoptera, Nymphalidae. Gene Ontology annotation, biological process: sodium ion transmembrane transport. The transcript has 10 exons. Bases 45 to 1724 code for a protein of 559 amino acids. Gene Ontology annotation, molecular function: ligand-gated sodium channel activity. Gene Ontology annotation, cellular component: membrane.
UGGAAGACUAUCAUACUCCAUAUGUUAUUGCUUACCGGCGACGUAUGCGAUCCGUGAAGAGACCUUCUAAAUUUUCUACUAUAAGAAAAAGUAUAAAGGCUGUAAGCAAAGAGUAUUGUGCUGAGUCAUCUAUAUGCGGCCUCAAACAUCUGGUCGACGUAAACACAUCAUGCUUUGAACGAAUUCUAUGGAUUAUUACAAUGAUUAGUGCCUUGAUCUGCUCAGUGUCUUUGGUCUGGAUGACAUUUAGAAGAUACUAUAGCGCUCCCUUAGUUACCACACAGAUGCCAGAGGGCGUUUCCGUCAGUAAAAUUAUAUUCCCAGCUGUAGGCAUUUGUACAAACAAUAGAAUAAGUAAGCGAGCUGUUUCAGACCUUUCAAAAAAAUUGUUGCAAAAAUCACGUAAUAAAAAUUACUCAGAAAAGGAGAUGUUGUCGCUGCUUAUCGGACUAGGUUUGUUAUACAAUAACCAGCCGCUGGACGACAAACUGGUCAAACCUAUGGAAUUGCAUCGCGCACUCGGUGAUUAUGAUGUGAACGAACUCAUGCGAAAUUUGACACCAAAAUGUGAAGAUUUAUUGUUGAGAUGUGAAUGGAAUGCAGUAGCCGUGAAUUGCAGCAAACUGUUUGAUUUCCGCUUGACAAUGAACGGGUAUUGUUGCACCUUCAAUUAUUUGCGACAAUCUGACGUUACUUUCGAAAGUGCGGACAGCACAACAAGGAGUUUGAAUAUGUAUAAUUACGGAAAUAAAUCUAAUUUCGAUUUCGACGACGGAUUGAAAGUAUUAAUGAAACUUAAUGAAAGUGAUGAUUUUUAUUACAAUAUGCCGUUGCGAGGCGCUCAGUUACAGUUUUCAGACGCUUACGAUUUUCCGGAUGCGCCAAGUGGAAGUUUUGCUAUGCAAAUUAUAAGUCCAAAUGUCCAAAUGACGGUGAUGGUGACGGCCAGUUUCACAGAGGCAUCUCGAGAUAUCCAGCAUGUACCAGUGAAGCUGCGACGUUGUUUGUUCUAUGAUGAAUCUUCCUACCUCCCGUUUUACACCCACAGCGAUUGCUUGCUCAAGUGUCGCAUGUUGUUCCUUCUAUCUAAAUGUAAAUGUACUCCGUUCAAUAUGCCCAAGAUGAUCAACAAGAGGACUUGCGAUAUGAGGGACGUGCCUUGUUUGAAAAUUUACAAUGUUCAAUCGAGAACAGUGAGACCAGACGUAGAUCCAAUACCUCAUGAGCUUGAGUUGGAGAUGGUUGGUGGAGGCAUUCCCUGUCCGAUGUGCUACCCCAGCUGUUCCAAGACUGCAUACAACUACGACUUCAUCAAUGUUAAAAUAUACCCUGAACAUCUGAACGCUGUUCCGGACAAUGAAACCUUGGAUUGGUUACGGGGUGCGGACUUCACCGGAACUUCCAUUGUUCACGUGAAGUACGCGAGGGAAGUUGCAGACUGUUACGGACAGAAUGUUAUAAUGAAAUGGUUCGACUUGAUCAGUAACAUCGGCUCUACGUGUGGAUUCGUGACGGGAUUCAGUUUCGUUUCAGUUCUGGAAUUCAUUUAUUUUUAUACUGUGAAGCUGUUUAGAGAGAUUAAUAACCGACGAAAACAAGAAAAAUGUAAAGCAAGCGAAAUAUCCGCAUCUAGAUACGAACCAAUUAAUCGUUAUCGACCAAUUUACUGGAAUGAGAUUGGUGGGUCCACAAAGUGGAGACCACGCUCUAAGAAGACCGUAUAAAUUUAUCAAUCAUAUUUUUUUGUAUUAUAUUCUUCUAUAAGGUCAAUAGUAGACUAUUUAAAUAAAUAAUA